AAUGUAUUUGCAAGAAUUAAAAGAUUUUCAAUUACAAGCAAUUCUUUAAGAUAUAAAUUUAAACAAGGAACUUUUCAUAUUGAUAAUGUUUUAAAAAAACAUCAUAUGAUAUGGUGUAUUGUUGCAUUUUUAGUUAAUUGUUAUUCAGAAAUUAGAACAUUCUAA
Messenger RNA from Dictyostelium purpureum, 165 nucleotides. RefSeq lists its product as uncharacterized. NCBI's taxonomy places the organism in Eukaryota, Evosea, Eumycetozoa, Dictyosteliales, Dictyosteliaceae. The annotation marks the transcript as partial. The record is from RefSeq and is a predicted model, not a curated record. The transcript has a single exon.